Trichophyton rubrum CBS 118892 is the source of this 1518-nucleotide messenger RNA. RefSeq lists its product as uncharacterized. Lineage: Eukaryota; Fungi; Ascomycota; Eurotiomycetes; Onygenales; Arthrodermataceae. Bases 481 to 1518 code for a protein of 345 amino acids. The record is from RefSeq and is a predicted model, not a curated record. The transcript is spliced from 2 exons.
GCCGCAGGAAAACAUUAUUAACCAACGAUCUUUACCCGUCAUCUCCUUGGAAAAGAAAGACAUUGAUUACUUUUAUCCGCUGCCUUACUUACCCCCGAUGGCUUGUUGCGCCUCUUCCUGGCCCAACUCCGCGAAUUAGCGGUGUGAACAUCAAGACUAUCUAGAUUCAAGCCUUUGUCUCCUGUGUUUCCUUUUUUCCUUUCCUUUUCUUUGGCUCGGUGCAGGCGUUCGACAAUCUAUAUAGAAUUAAUUCCCAUUCCUUUUUAUAGCCCUUGCAUGGCUCGCUGGGUUUGGCUUGAUAACGUUGCUUGUGUUUCCUCAGAGAAUGGCAUACCCAGGAAGCAUUCCUCUAUCCCCAGGUAGCCUUCGGGAGAAUGAUUCAAUGUUCUAUCCCCCAAGGAACAAUGCGGCCACAUUUCCUUUUCGCAGUCCCAGUUUGUUAAACAGAGAGCGCGAAAUUCCUUGUUACUCAGACCUACCAUGGCCACCAGAGAUACGAAACGCAAGGUACGGACCAAGAGAACAUUUUAUAUCAUCCGGUAUCGUACGAUGAGUGUAGCUAAACAUCGGAUUAUUAAUGGAGCUAGAAUUUCACCACCUUGGGAUAUUUCGCCCCGAGACCACGGAGAAAUGUCUUCCCCAGAAAGACAGCAGCCCGGGCCUGGUAGGCCGCUCGAUGUGUUCACAGGUCGAGGUAUGGUUACCACUCCACCUACGACGUACGAUCGAUACUCCACCAUCCACCCCCCUAUAGCCCUGGAACCAAUUGGCGAAUUACCGCGACAAAACUCUAGUAACGGUUCGAAAGAUCCGUUCAUGUCUUAUCACAAUUCCAGGCUAUCUGAUCCUGGAAUGCCCCUUUCUUUGGAGUCUGAUCAUUCUAUGGGGCGUAUGAAGAAGAUGAAUAACCAGGAACAUGUGGACUCCAUCCCGAGAUUCCACUUGAGGCGAAAGCCCGGGAACAGGGAUGAGUUUGACGGACCAACACAACUGCUCAGGAUGCCUAGCCCAGGCCCAGCAGCUACUGAAAUUCCGGAGAAGGACCUGCCACAUCUGCCCACCUCAUUGAAUGUACAGGAACAAGUGAAAAUUUUGUGUGAUAUCAACGACCGCUUAUCCCGGUGCGCUUUUGACUUUGUGGCCAAAUACCAGUUCCCAAUCCCACUGGAGCCUGAGAAAUCAGAAGUAAGAGCCCCAGAGGACCGUGAAUGGACUGAAUGGGUCCACUUACUUAGGAGGCUUGCAACUAAGCGCCGCAUCCCUGCGCGCGUUUUAUAUGAUGGCCAAAUAAAACAGUUCAUCACUGUGCUCGAGAACUCCCUGGAGAUGCGCCACACAGCAAAGAACCAGUCGCGCCCAUUGAGAGAUGAUCGAAACAUCUUGCAACUUAUAUCUGCCGGAACACAGGUCGCUAAAAUACUUAAAGACGCCCCUGCGAUGGAAUAUUUUGAUUUCUUGUAUUCCCGAACAGAAAGGCAAAUUCAUGAGCGACGGAAUCAUACUCCUAGUUUCUUUUAA